CGCCCUUCGUCCUACAUCACCCAAACAAACGCAACACUCUGUCGAAUCUCUUCCACAAACCACACCCACACGUUACAAACCAACACUCAGAACCAAACGACAAGAGCGGAAUAGGACAGCAAAACCAAAAGUCCUCCACAAUGACCUCCACAAACCCCGACCCCUCCGCCGCAGCCCCGGCCUUCAUCCCCCUCGAAGCCAACCCGGAGCUCAUGACCUCCCUCCUCCACAAGCUCGGCCUCUCCCCGGCCCUCCAGAUCCACGACGUCUACUCCCUCACCGACCCGGACAUGCUCUCCUUCGUCCCGCGCCCCGCCCUCGCCGUCCUCCUCGUCUUCCCCGUCAGCGCCGCCUACGAGAGCCACCGCCUGGCCGAGGACGCCCUGCUGGACGAGUACAAGGGUAAAGGCCCGCAGGAGCCCGUGCUGUGGUUCCGCCAGACGAUCAGGAACGCGUGCGGCCUCAUGGGGUUGUUGCACGCUGUUGCUAAUGGGCCUGCGAGGGAGUAUAUCCAGAAACCAUCCGACCUCAACACCCUACUCGAAACAGCCGAACCCCUCGAACCCGUCUCCCGCGCCCAGCUCCUCGAGAAGACGCCCGCCCUCGCCACGGCGCACCGCGAAGCCGCGUCCCAGGGCGCGACCGAGGCGCCCGAGGCCUCGGACGACGUGGACCUGCACUACGUCUGCUUCGUGCGCGGCGACGACGGCACGCUGUGGGAGCUCGACGGGCGGCGCAAGGGCCCGCUGAACCGCGGCCAGCUCGAGUCCGGGGAGGAUGUGUUGAGCGAGAAGGCGCUGACGUGGGGCCCGCGCAAGUUCCUCGAGAGGGAGGGCGCGGAUUUGCGGUUUAGUGCUGUUGCGUUGGCUGGGUCUCUUGAUUGAGAGGUCGAGGUUGGGUGAUGGAACAGGUAUGGUAUGUCAUUUGGCGUUUAGGUUAGGCGUGGUUAAAUUAUUCUCUGUUAGCUCUAGAAGAAUGAAAUGAAGAUUUGAGGACG
Molecule: messenger RNA, 997 nt
Organism: Colletotrichum scovillei
Lineage: Eukaryota; Fungi; Ascomycota; Sordariomycetes; Glomerellales; Glomerellaceae
Product: ubiquitin carboxyl-terminal hydrolase, family 1
Exons: 2
Coding region: 141-884 (247 amino acids)
Biological process (GO): protein deubiquitination; ubiquitin-dependent protein catabolic process
Cellular component (GO): cytoplasm
Molecular function (GO): cysteine-type deubiquitinase activity
Source: RefSeq, a predicted model, not a curated record